Molecule: messenger RNA, 1227 nt
Organism: Morchella sextelata
Lineage: Eukaryota; Fungi; Ascomycota; Pezizomycetes; Pezizales; Morchellaceae
Exons: 4
Coding region: 1-1227 (408 amino acids)
Biological process (GO): L-serine biosynthetic process
Cellular component (GO): cytoplasm
Molecular function (GO): O-phospho-L-serine:2-oxoglutarate transaminase activity; pyridoxal phosphate binding
Source: RefSeq, a predicted model, not a curated record
AUGCCCGCUCGUGAAGAAAUCUUCCAUUUUGGUGCCGGACCUGCCCGUAUACCAACUUCAGUGCUCGCCCGCGCCUCCGUUUCCAUCCUAAACCAUGAAGAUACUGGUCUCGGUCUUGCUGAGCACUCCCAUCGUUCAGCACUCUGCGGAAAGAUUGUCACCGAUGCUGCAGAUUCUUUGAAAACCCUUUUGUCUAUUCCAGAUGACUACUCAGUUAUUUUCAUGCAGGGUGGAGGAACCUCCCAGUUCUCGGGCGUGGUGUAUAAUCUUCUUGGAUACUGGGUGCAGCGGGAACUCAACAACUCAAAUAACGACAUUGACGCUGUGCGCCGGAGGCUUCUGGAUUCCAAGAUGGACUACCUUGUCACCGGAGUAUGGAGUCAGAAGGCAAGUGAGGAAGCUUCAAGACUGGCAGGAGAGUGGAUGGUGAAUGUCGCUGUCAAUGCCAAGGAGGCCAAUGGCGGAAAGUAUGGAAAGAUUCCCGUGGAGGACACAUGGAAGCUCACGGAGAAGGAGAAGAGCAUCUUCACCUACUUCUGUGACAAUGAGACUGUUGAUGGUGUUGAGUUUCCGGCUUUCCCAACCGUGUUGGCAGAGGACAAGGAGAGAUUGGUUGUUGCCGAUAUGAGCAGCAACAUUUUGAGCAGGAGAGUUGAUGUUAGCAAGUAUGCAGUGAUCUUUGCUGGAGCACAAAAAAAUGUUGGCACCACAGGUCUGACAAUGGUCAUCAUCCGCAACGACAUUCUCGCAAACCAGCCCACACUCCAGACCCAGCGUGCUCUUGGGCUCCCUAUCCAGCCCAUCAUGUUUGACUACAAGACGCUUGCCAAGAACGGUUCCCUCUACAACACUCUACCCAUCUUUGACGUCUGGAUCGCCAAGGAGGUCAUGCAGGAUCUCAUCGCUGGUGGUGGUCUCCAAAAACAGGAGGAGAUUUCCGGAAGGAAGAGUGAUAAGCUGUACGCUGCCCUGGAGGCAUCGCCGGAGAUUUACAAGAUUGUCACCGUACCGGGUUCUAGGUCACGUAUGAAUAUCUGCUACCGCAUUUCUGGCGAGGGUCUUGAGGAUGAAUUCGUCAAACUUGCUGCGAAGCAAGGGAUGACCGGGUUGAAGGGGCACCGAAGUGUAGGUGGUAUCAGAAUUAGUAACUAUAACUCUAUCACUGAAGAGGGAGCAGAUAAGCUGGCGGCGUACAUCAGGGAGUUUGCAGAGAGCCACAAGGCAUAG